UCUCUCAACUCAGCAAUAUCAUUAAGCAUAAGCACACAAAAAGCUAGAGCUACUCAUUCAUCUCUAAGCUCCCGAAAAUGCAGAACAACAAGGCUAUUUUGGAGGCUUUGUACAAGGCAUUGGCCCAAGGGCAAACCGAGACGGUGGCAAAGGUUCUAGCAACUGACCUGGAAUGGUGGUUCCAUGGUCCUCCGAAGUGCCAGCACAUGAUGCGGGUGCUCACAGGGGAUUCCAGCCACGUUGGCUUCAAGUUCGAGCCGAGAAGCGUAACGGAGAUUGGCGACUACUGUGUGAUUGCUGAGGGCUGGGAAGGAGCUCAGGCUUAUUGGGUGCAUGUGUGGACGAUCAAGGAUGGUUUGAUCACUCAGUUCAGGGAGUAUUUCAACACGUGGCUGACAGUGAGGGAUCUGAAGCCGCUAGGGUGGAAGGAGAGUAAGAGCUUCACUGUGUGGCAGAGCAUGCCAAGGGACCUGUUCCACCGUUCUUUGCCAAGCCUUCUCCUAGCUAUUUAGUACAAAUUAAACCAAAAGUAAACUUCUAUUAAAAGGACCCUAUCUGAACCUGGAUAUGCUUAUUACAAUGGAGUUCAGACAGCAGUACCUGGCAAAUCACUUGGUAUAUUCAAUUAGAAGAUCAAUGGCAGUGAAUCUGAAAAAAUAUUGAACUGCCGCUGAGACAUCCUUACCGACAAUAUCCCAACAAGAGACGAAUGAACUCACCGAGUGCGGGUUAUGGUGGAGUUUUUCGAUCGAGACUAUUAGGGUGAGGUUCUUGGUGCUUUCUCCUCCAGUUUAGAUAUCCCAAGCUCAGUUGCAGCUGAAGUAAUGGCGGCAAUCCAAACUAUUGAGUUGGCUUGGGUUCGGGACUGGAAGUAUGUUUGGCUAGAAGUUGAUUCAUCUCUUGUUCUCACAUUCCUUCGCUCUCCUCAUAUGGUGCCUUGGCAACUUCGAGUGGAGUGGGGUAAUUGUCCUAAUUGGAUUUCUCAGAUGCACUUUCGUUCUUCACAUAUUUAUAGAGAGGGUAAUCAAGUUGCUGAUGCUUUAGCUAAUUUUGGUGAUUCUUUGUCUGAUAUGAUUUGGUGGGAUUCGAUUCCUCCAUUUGCAAUUUCUUUUUGUGCUCGAGACCGUUUAGGUCUUCCUAAUUUCCGUUUUAGCUAGUUUGUAGUGCUUUAGUUGUUCUUGAAGAGGCAUGUCUCUUCAAUCUUUCGAGGGGUAAGGUUGUUGCCCUUGCACCGUCUUGAUGUACUCGUUUUUCUUUUUCUUUCAAUAAUUUUCCC
Messenger RNA from Rosa rugosa (rugosa rose), 1276 nucleotides. RefSeq names its product senescence associated gene 20. The transcript has 2 exons. The record is from RefSeq and is a predicted model, not a curated record. Lineage: Eukaryota; Viridiplantae; Streptophyta; Magnoliopsida; Rosales; Rosaceae. The coding region runs from base 78 to 512 and encodes 144 amino acids.